Molecule: messenger RNA, 6199 nt
Organism: Pangasianodon hypophthalmus (striped catfish)
Lineage: Eukaryota; Metazoa; Chordata; Actinopteri; Siluriformes; Pangasiidae
Gene: ngfra
Product: nerve growth factor receptor a (TNFR superfamily, member 16)
Exons: 6
Coding region: 239-1282 (347 amino acids)
Biological process (GO): Rho protein signal transduction
Cellular component (GO): plasma membrane; cell surface
Molecular function (GO): death receptor activity; nerve growth factor binding; coreceptor activity
Source: RefSeq, a predicted model, not a curated record
GACAGCACAGCGCGGGACAGGACACACACACACACACACACACACACACACACACAGGACGGGAGCGCGCACGGGCGCGCGCAGAAGGAGGAGAGCACUCCAGUGCUGAAGUCCCACGCACGGCACUGAGCUCGCCUCGUCUUCCACACGGGACUUACUAUGAGCUGCUCACGCCUCGGUGACCGCUAGCUGCUGCGCCUUCAGAGAGGAACGAGGCAGGAGGAGAAGAUUUUCAGUCAUGGACACUCUAACGUGGAUGGUGUUGUGCGCGGCGGUGGCAGUAGUGUGUGGCUCUACACUAGAAUUUCCUGUGGACGAGGCAUGUGAGUCUGGUCAAUACACCAGCAGCGGCGAUUGCUGCAUACAGUGUCCACCGGGGGAAGGGGUAAUCACCCCGUGUGGAGAUACGCAAACUGAGUGUGGCCAGUGCCUUGACAGUGAGACGUACUCGGACAAUUACAGUCACACAGAAAAGUGUCAUACCUGUACGGAGUGCACUGGGCUCAUGCGCAUGGAAACACCAUGCACCGACUCAAAUGAUGCCGUGUGUGUGUGUGAUUAUGGCUACUACAUGAGCGCAGUGACGGGUGGCUGUGAGCCAUGCACAGUGUGUCCACGUGGUUAUGGGGUCUACAUGCGCUGCGAGCCUGACCACGACACGCUAUGUGAGCCGUGUGAAGAUGAAACCUACUCAGACCAGGAGAGCUCACUGGAUCCCUGCAUGCCCUGCACCAUCUGCAACGACGGCUCAGACGAAUUAGAAACACUGAGGGAGUGCACGUCCACAGCCGACGCCUUGUGUUACGAUCCGCUGGCUCCCACCAUGUCAUCUCCCAGCUCUCCUCCUGAGUUGUCGAAGGAAGAUCUGGGAAGCCCUGGCCCGGAUAAGGAGAGCACCACGGCCAAGCCAAGCUCACCGCGCUUCAUCGGCAGUGGUCUCAAUGAGAACCUCAUCCCCAUCUACUGCUCCACCCUGGCAGCCGUGCUUAUCGGCCUGCUCGCAUAUAUCGUCUUCAAGAGAUGGAACAGCUGCAAACAGAACAAACAGGCGGCCAACAACCGAGCAGCCACAGCCAAUCAGACAUCUCCAUCUCCAGAAGGAGAGAAGCUCCACAGCGACAGUGGCAUCUCUGUAGACAGCCAGAGCCUUCAGGAGCAGCAGCAGCUGCAGACACAGGCUGAGGCUCAUACACAGACCCAAACCCAGCUCCACGUGCCUGAACAGAUCGUGGUGAGGGUGGAUGGAGGGGCUCAGUCAGACUCUCCGCCAUCACAGGCAUGAAGGGAGCAGCCGAAGGAGGUGACACCAUCAAGCAGAUGAAGGAGAAGAAGUUCCAGUGAGAGCAGAGGGGUGGGAAGAGCGAGGAGGAGAGUGGCAUGUUGUUCUGGUGGUCAUUAGCUAACUAUGGCCAUCAGCCAUCUUAUUAAACCCAGUAUGGACAUUUCCCUGAUGCACUGGGUCCUGUGGGCUUGGAGAACUUCAGCAACUCAGAUAUUCUGGGCCACAAUCUUCACAUCUACAGAAAUGCCCUUAUAUUAUCCACAUACUCCAAGGUCAAAACCUUACAGGCUGAAACCCAGUUCAGAUCAUACCAGCAGUUGUCAUCUGUAAUGACACUUUGAUCUAAAUUGGGCUUCAUAAUACCACUGGCAUCUAACAAAACAGCUCAUUUAACACCACCAACCAAAUCUAAAUGGCCUUAUAACAUUCUUCAAUGUAUUAUGAAUGAUGUAUACUCCAAAAUAUAUGUAUGUAAACCAUGCAUUUGUUCCCCUAACAAACUAAUCCAUAAAGUAGUCAACUCAAACCAACUGAAGAUCACCAACCCAAGCAAAGCCACUUCAUGUUUUAAAGACACUCUUAGAGCUCAGAAAGCAGGUCUGUUUUUCAGACUGAUUGCAGCCAUUGCCUCCUGCUCCUGAUGAUCUGAUCCCACCAAACUCUCAGAUGAAUAAGAGAUCUAGAGCUGGACCUAUGACACAUAUAGGCCAUAUACGGACUCCACAAGAAUGCCUCAAUCGCACUAACCUCCUUUGCUUUGUUCUUAAUAUUCUUUAUUCUUACCCCUGCCUAGAAAAUAGGAUUAAAAAGCAUGUCUUUGAGGUGUUGGUCAGAUUCCUUCCUUCAAAGUAGUGUACAGAGAUUUGAAAGGUUGCCCUUUAAGUCCAGGCCUGUUAGUGGUGCUGUUUUCACCCCUAAUGGUGGUUCAUGAAGUGAAGCUCAUUCUGUAUCAGCGAGUGUAGGCGACAUCUUGAAAAGGUGACAUUUACUGACCUUUAUGUUUGUAAUGACUUGCAUCUAUACUUAGCACGCCCUCUCUCUCUCUCUCUCUCUCUCUCUCUCUAAGCAGCUAUCUUUUUCUGAUAUACCCACAUACAAUCUCCGUUUCCUCCACACAUACAUACUGUAAGUGCAUUGUAUUCCCUCUGCUAUUACCUCACUUCCACCCAGGUUUAUGUUACAGUGCUGAGUUGUAUGGUUCUCAUUUCACUGAGAGCAAACUAUAGCGGGUCAGUUGGAUGCAAUUCUGCAAUUCUGCACAGCAGAGGGAGUCGGCUUAAUACAUUACCCUCUCCUUUCAUACACAUACACAUCACCAGUGUAAUUCCCAGACUCAAUAUUCAAUGAUUCAUCUUCAGACUUCUGUUCGCCAUUUACCUCUCUGAGUUUCACCCCAAGGCUGACUAACUCAGCUUUGAGAACCAUGGGUAAAUGAUUCAUGCCGUGGUUGGUGAGUGGCCCACAUGUGGUAAACUGGGGUCCAUUAGAUGCUCUAAUGUGGUUGCGUUCCAUAGCCAGCUCAGCAUCAUUGGACUAUGAGUGGUUAUGACUGGCUGUAAGUGCUGUAUCACUGUCCUGGUGGUAAUGCUGUUAAAAAAUGGGUCUAACCAGCACGCUUAAAGGUUCUUCGGUUUGUCCCUUUUGGGGCCCCCCAAAUGUUCUGUGUAGAGCACUGCAACAGAAGGUUUCUCUGGAGAAACCAUCAGGUAUUAUGUAGAACCCUGUCUACAUAGUGUUUUCCUAUCAGACAAAUUCCAGUUAGACUAACUCUCUAAUUGGUGGAUUGAUUAUAAGUAAAAUCUACUAGCCAAUCACAGCAAAGAAAGUGAGAAUGGCGCAAAUGCAGAACUUUCUUUUAUAGUACCCAUGGGAAAAGCUAACGUUGCAACAGAGUACCUUGCUUCUUCUUCUUCUUCAAGUGUACUGAUGAAUUACUGGUCCAUGUUUUAGAUGUAUAGCGCCACCUUGUGUGUGGAUGUCCCAAACAACUAAUUUAAUUUCAUGUGUAUUUCAACAGUAGCUUAGCAGUCGGUGAGUAAGUGAGUGAAUAAAAAAGUCUACACAUACUUAUCAAAUCACUUCAAGGUGACCUGGGGGUGCACCAAGAAGUUACAGGAAAGAAAGAGUUCAGCAAUCAAGAAUGAGUAGUGUGAAUGUGGGCAAACACUCACAUACCAUCCAACACCACAGCAGAACAACCAAAACCAACCAAUUUCAUCUGCUUCCCCCCCCCAAGGACUACAUCCUUCCUUCAUUAACCUAAUGAGCGGUAGUGGCAUAGAAAUACAUUGAGCACACACGCACACGUAUAGCUUUACUGUGUCUGCUGCAUGGCUUUGUAGUUUACUACACAAUCCAGAAUGGGAGCUUGUAAUCUAGCGCAUCACUCUCAGGUGACUGGGCACAAACUGAGGAAUGGCAGCGGGAUUCAAACUGCAAUAAAUAACCACUAUAGUAUUGAUCAAACUUUGUUUAACGAGCACAGUAUUGACACUUUUUUCUAUUUUACUCAGGCUUAUCUAAUGUAAAUAGCUGACAUUAAAGGUAUUGCAUACUGAAACGACUGUACAUUUACUUAUUUCUGUAGCAUUGGGCUUGGAGCAGCUGAAAGAUGCCCUCAUGGUUGGAUAUUAGUUUGACAGAACCUGGCAUGUACCAUUGCCUUAUUGCUUUGCUCCUUUGUUUCGCUUCACUUGGCUAAUACGAGCUUCAGCUUGGCGUGAUAAGCUGAAGUCAGUAUUCUCCUCCUUCUGGCAGAGCAAUAGAGAGUCUGUUCUUGCGCAUUAUAGUUCAGAGCCGUCCUCCUCACUCAGCUGGGUGCUUUCCAUUAAAUCAUUCUAUGGAGCGUAUCAUUGGCCUCUGCAGCUAGCCGCUGUGUUGGAGUUUAAUGCAUUUUAUGGCUCCAUCGCCUCACUCAUUGAGCUCUACUCCACCAUUUUGCUGAAAGCACUUACAGGUGAAAAAGAAAGACAAGUCGCUUUAUUGUUUUUUUUUUCUCUUGAUUGCUUUCUCUGCAAACACAUAAGGCAACAGAAGACAGCUGUCAUCUUUGCAUGAACAGAGAAAUGAAAGAGAAGCUCUCAGUUUUGCAGGACAUGAUGUUCCUUCAGUUUAGUCUCCAGAGUACUGAUAUUUUCAUACCAUUAAAAAGGAAUACAAGUGAUUGAGUGGAUAAUAAAGUGUUCCUAGUAUCACAGUACAGUGAACAGAAGCUAACAUGGAUUUUCUUCUAUGAACUGCUCCGACAGCACAAUGAAGCACUUCUAUAUUCAGCAUCUCUGUGUCAAGUCUUCACUCAAUAACCAGCUUUUACUUCCAUUUAUCACCCAAGGACGAGUAUAGAAUGUACACAAGCCUAGUGAUUAAUAGUCAUAUGCAAAAUGUGUUGCGCUAGCUAACUUUGUCCUCUUGUGUUCAGUUCUAUUUUUAUCCAGUCCUAUUCUUUUAUAGAAAACAUGGUUUCGUUUCUUGAUAGAAUUACCUUUUCAGAGCAGAAUUUUAUAAAGACAGUUUACUUUUGUAGCACUUAAACUGAUUGAAUUAGUACACUCAAAGAGUAUCCAGCACCACAAAGUGCCUGUGGACUACGUCAGGUGUCUUUGAGCUACAUUCAUAAAGUUCAAUUUUGCAUCGCUUUGCUCUAUUUUUUCUUUAUGUCUGAUCUGUAUAAAAUGUAAGUUGUAUGUAUGCUUUCUACAUUGUAUUGGGUCUUUAGUCUAGAGAAGAUGGUCAUGAUGGUUACAGGACAUUACAUCAUAAUCCAAAUAAAUUUACAUCCAGGUUAAAGUUUAACAGAAGUGGGCUUGAACAUUCACAAGCUACAUAUGCUAUAUAUUCUUAGUAUCAUGAAGUAAGAUGCAGAAACUAUCAUCUACUGUCACUUUCUUGUGUUAUUAUUAUACCAUUCUAUGCAUUUACAGGAUAAUACAACAAAAAUCUAGUCUUGACUGCAUAUCAAAUCAGUGACAAGUGACAAAACUUGAUGAGAGUUUGUGUUUGGCAAGCCAAAACUAUGGACACAUCCAUUAAAACCCGGCUUUAGAUGGACACAGAGACACUCUUAAGAGGCCAUAUGCUUAGAUGAAGAUGUCAACGGUGAUUCUCAAGGGAGAAUUCACUCUAUCAGUCCCUGCUCCCCUAAUGGGGAUGAAUGUUAAUUGUACUUAGCCCAUAUUCCCCAAUGCAUUGUGUAAAUGUGACAAAUUUCAUAUAGUUGUUAUGACAGUACACUUAUGUAAAUGACAAAUGAAACAAAUUAGUUAUCUAAUAGAAUAAAACCAAAUAUGAUUGCUUCUGUCUUAUCUGAUUCUUCUUCUUCUUCUUUUUUUUUUAACUCACUAAUGAAACUGUAAAAAAAAUGGUCAUGCAUUUAGGCUGAAUAAUAAGCUUUGCUACAUGUUAGAUCACCAGUUAGACAAUAAUGUUUACUGAUUACUUAAAUGAAAUAAAGGCAAACAAUCCACUGUUGAUGUAGAAUACAUAUGCCAUCAUCUUUUCCUAUGUACACAUGUACAGUGAAAACCUCAUAUAUUAUAACAGCAAUUCAUUCAAACUUCUUGUUCUCAAAGUGCUGAUAUAUACUUACAAUAUUUAGAGAAAUGAGAAAAGGAAACAUUCAGGCCAUUUACAGCCUAUGGGUGAACUGUUCCUUUGAUUGAGCAUAUUAGCAUGUCCCUAAGAGGUUCUACAUAGAUCUCUGCAGCAGAGGAUUCCUUAUCAAAGACAGUUCUAAGUAGAACUAUCAUUGGACCAUUAACUGUCCAAACCUUCAAGCAGAAACAAGAAUGCUUAUCUACCCUCAUUUGUAUAUAAAACUAAGAACCCUUAGCUAUCCAAUGAUCCAAGCAGAAGCUAAGAAUCCUUAACUAACCAAAGUUUCUGAUAGAAACUAAGAACCAUUAGCUACCCAAUGUUUCA